GGGAAUCACCGCGGCAGCGACGGGCAGCGGCGGCCGCAGCCCCGGCGGCAGCGACAUGUGGAAGGCUACUGCAGGUCACACCAUUUCGGUCAGUCCGGAUGAUGGAGCUGACGACUGGGAGACAGACCCUGAUUUUGUGAACGAUGUGAGCGAGAAGGAGCAGCGCUGGGGGGCUAAAACUGUGAACGGAUCCGGCCAUCAAGAGCACAUCAAUAUUCAUCAGCUGCGAGAGAAUGUCUUCCAAGAACACCAGAACCUCAAAGAGAAGGAGCUCGAAACAGGACCGAAAGCCUCGCAUGGCUAUGGAGGGAAGUUUGGUGUGGAACAGGAUCGCAUGGAUAAAUCAGCUGUUGGACAUGAGUAUCAAUCCAAGCUAUCUAAACACUGCUCCCAAGUGGAUUCAGUGAAAGGGUUUGGGGGCAAGUUUGGAAUACAGACAGAUAGAGUUGACCAGUCAGCUGUUGGGUUUGAGUACCAAGGGAAAACUGAGAAGCAUGCCUCUCAGAAAGAUUAUUCCAAAGGUUUUGGUGGGAAAUAUGGUGUUGACAAGGACAAAGUGGACAAAAGUGCUGUUGGUUUUGACUAUCAAGGCAAAACGGAAAAACAUGAAUCACAGAAAGAUUAUGUGAACGGGUUUGGAGGCAAGUUUGGUGUGCAGACCGACAGGCAAGACAAGUGUGCGCUCGGCUGGGAUCACCAGGAGAAGGUGCAGCUGCACGAAUCCCAGAAAGACUAUAAGAGUGGUUUCGGAGGGAAAUUUGGUGUGCAGAGAGAAAGGCAGGACCCAUCUGCUGUGGGGUUUGAAUACAAGGAGAAACUAGCCAAGCAUGAAUCUCAACAAGAUUACUCAAAAGGAUUUGGUGGGAAGUACGGUGUGCAGAAGGAUCGGAUGGAUAAGACUGCAGCAACUUUUGAAGAUAUUGAGAAACCAACAUCAACUUACCAGAAGACUAAGCCAAUAGAGGCUGUCGCUAAUAAAACAAGCAGCAUCCGAGCUAACUUUGAAAACCUAGCCAAGGAGAAAGAGCAGGAAGACCGCAGGAAGGCGGAAGCUGAACGAGCACAGCGAAUGGCUCGGGAGAAACAGGAACAGGAGGAGGCUCGAAGGAAACUCGAGGAACAAGCCAAAGCCAAAAAACAAACCCCACCACCAUCUCCCACCACACUGCCAGCUGAGCAGAAGGCGCCCUCCAGCCCGGUCUACGAGGAUGCAGUUUCCUAUGAAGCAGAGCCUGCCCACAAGAAUCCUGGUGCUGCGUUGCCAGAGCCUGGCCGCAAAGCUGCCGAGUCCGACUACCAGGAGGCCGUGAGUCAGCGAGAGCCCCAGUACGAGCCGGAGACCGUCUAUGAAGUGGCAGGGGCAGGAGACCACUAUCAAGCAGAAGAAAAUGCUUAUGAUGAAUAUGAAAAUGAACUUGGAAUUACAGCCAUAGCCCUUUAUGAUUAUCAAGCUGCCGGUGAUGACGAGAUUUCCUUCGAUCCAGAUGACAUCAUCACAAACAUAGAGAUGAUUGAUGAUGGCUGGUGGAGGGGUGUCUGCAAAGGCCGGUACGGGCUGUUCCCUGCGAAUUACGUGGAGCUGAGACAAUAGAGACGAUUGUCUACUGGAUAUGCCUUAAUUCCCCAGUCAAUAAAUCUGACUUAGUACACUACAAAUCAUGAUGCUUUUCUGAGGAUGGAGGGGUAUAUACAUAUUGCUUUUAUAUUUAAUACCUUGCUGAUGCUUUUUAAAAUGUUUAUGCCACAGAAGUUGCUAAUAUAUUGUAACAAUUCUGUUCUUCACUGAGGCUAUUAAAAUGAUUUUCAAGCAUUUUGAAACCUUUCUUCUCUGCCAAAUUAGUAAUUGUCAUUGAAAACCCUUUUCGAGGGCAGUUAGCUGUCUGUCUUAAUAGUGCAUGUUUUACUCAUAAGUGAGCAGAUUUACCUAGUGUUUAAGUCUAGUUAGUCUUCCACUAAAUGUUAUCAGCUAAGAAAAUCAUGGCUCUGCAGGUUAAUUGCGUUUUCACCCAGAGGGAGUGGGGAGGUCUGGAGAGGGGCAUAAUUUUUCUUUUUCCAGAUAGUAUGUGAAAAGGAGAGAAUGCUUUGAAGUUGCAGCUAAUGGCAAUUAAUCAAGUACUGGCCAAUAUCUAGUAAAUAAUAUUGUUACGAAGGAAACAGUCUGGUUACUUUUUCCUUCUCUUUUAAAGUGAGAUUUCUUGGCUUUUGCUUGGAUUUUCCUGAUCUUGGCCCUCCUCUUCAUGUUAUUCCAGGGAGGGCUGCAAACACUGUAGCGCUUUUUAUUGGUUUUACUCUCCCCUCUCCUAUAUCCCAGGGAAACCUUAGAAAGUUGACAAGUGUUGUAUACAAGUGUUGAGUCACCCAGAGAGGUUCCCAUUUGCUCAAAAGGAAACUGACACCCAAAUCUGUGCGGCUAGCUACAGGAAUAGUGUCAGUGCUUUAAAAUGAGAAAAAAAGGCAGCAUGGAAUUGCAGUUGCAUUCUGUGUACCAUAUAUCUUUUAUUCAUACAAUGAAAACGGGCAGGCCUGCUUUGUAGUAAUAACAUUUUAUAUAACCAUAUUUAAGUCAAGGAACAUUAUGCAAAUAAUUUGAAACCAUUAUAGAUAACCUCCGUUUCUAAGCUACAUGGAGACACUACUUUUUUUUAUGUUCAACAGAAACUGUCAGUAACAUUCUGCUAAACAAUGGAAUUAGUUCUGUUCUUUGCCAAAAUUAAAACUGAAAUUCUUGGAAUUCUAAAAAGCUGACUUCACUGCAGAUUUGGGGUCCCUACCAAAGAUAGUAAGUUGCAUCUAAUAGUGCAUGUUAAAUGUGUGUACUGUCUGUUUCCACCUUCUGAUCAAAAUAGGAAUGACAGAAUUGGCAUGGUAGCUGAGAAAGAAUGCAAAAGCUUUUAUUAACUGGCAAUUUGGACCAAUGGAAUAUAGAAGAACUUGUAUAAAAUGGUGAAAUGUAUAAUGUGUCUAGGAAGAAGGCAUCAUGUUGAAAUCAAUUCUUGGAUGGUUGGGACAAUCCUUAAUGAAUGUCAUAUGUAUGUCUUAAUUAUAUAUAUAAUUAUUUUCUUUCCCAUGGUCUCAUUUCUGUGUUAUAUUUGCAUUAC
Messenger RNA from Nothoprocta perdicaria, 3098 nucleotides. It is a transcript of the gene CTTN, whose product is annotated as cortactin. Lineage: Eukaryota; Metazoa; Chordata; Aves; Tinamiformes; Tinamidae. The coding region runs from base 56 to 1591 and encodes 511 amino acids. The record is from RefSeq and is a predicted model, not a curated record. Gene Ontology annotation, cellular component: lamellipodium; focal adhesion; plasma membrane. The transcript is spliced from 16 exons. Gene Ontology annotation, biological process: regulation of actin filament polymerization. Gene Ontology annotation, molecular function: actin filament binding.